Vitrella brassicaformis is the source of this 4106-nucleotide messenger RNA. The record is from the annotation of a GenBank genome assembly. Lineage: Eukaryota; Vitrellaceae.
GAGGAGGAGCGAAGAGCGAAGCGGGGGUGCGCGUGAGUGGUGGGUGUGCUUCUCUGGUUCCCGAUUGUGGUGUGUGCAUCUUGAGUAAGGUUCGCAUCUUGAUUCGGCUCCUGCGGAUCAACGGGAGGACUGUAGCGCCGUGUUUGUCUUGUCAGAGGUGAGGAGGGCUCUGAAACACGACAAACAUGCCUCGAAAGCACCGAAAAUGCGCAUCUAUGCUUGUCUUCAGGUGCCUGAGAUUUGUGUGCCUGCGGCAUCAAGAUGCCGCCGGCGCUCCACGAUAGUGGAGGCGGCCUUCAGGGGUCCAUGUUCGCCGGCUUUGCGUCGUCGCCCCGUUCCUCUCCCUCUCACCCACCACCGCUCCCCGACCAGCGCGUCACGGUUGCCGACAUUCUGCCUCGCCGCAUCGCAUUCGUCAAACUCGGUUCGACCUCUGCGGCAGGAGGGCAGCUGCAGACCAAGGCGGCCGCGGGGAGUGCGGGCGCCACGUCGAUGCAGACGAGUGACGACUGCGACAUUUUCGACCCGCCGAUAGAGCUGUCGAAGGAGAGCGAUAUGCCGAAUCGCAAGUGGGAGCGUCCCCUGCCGCCGGCGAGGGGUCUGUUCAACGAGCGCAACGACUGCUACCUCAACGCGACGGUGCAGGCGCUGGCGCACGCCCCCCCGCUGGUCAACCACAUGCUCAAGGGCAAGCACCGGGCCACCUGCCACCGACGGCAGCGCCGCCUCCACUGCACCCUCUGUGUCUUCGAGGCCACGGUGCAGGAGGCUUACCGGGGCACGAGCACCUCAUUCGAUGCCGUCCGCCUCAAGCAUGCCAUCCGGCCCGUCUGGGCGCCCAUUCGGUACGCUAGGCAGGCGGACGCCCACGAAUUCAUCCGGGUGCUGGUGGAGACGUUCCACUCGUCGUGCGAGCCCCUGACGGACGGCAAGCCGCAGCUGCGGCGGCUGCUGCUGCGGCAGAACGUGCAGGCGACCAGCUGGAUAUCUCGGCUGUUCGGGGGCUGGCUAAGGUCGACCAUCGAGUGCAAGACUUGUGGAUACGAGUCCAACACGUACGACUUCUUCCUCGACCUGUCGCUGGAACUGGAAGGUAUGUGAGCGCUGGGUAGGAGGGAUGGAGGGAGGGAGGGAGAGCUGUGGGAGAUAUGGAUGGUCUGUUGUGUGCUGCGUGGUAUUUGCAGCUGGUAUUUCGAGUUUGCCUGGGGCGUUCAAGCACUUCACGGCCAAGGAGAGGCUCUGCAACCAAAACAAAUACAAGUGAGCCAGCAUCAAUCACAUGCAGAGCAGAGCAGCCGCAUCACACGUCGGUCUGCCUGUGGAUGUGUGUGUUGGUGUAUGUGUCAGUUGUCCCGAGUGCGGCCACAAGGUACCGUUGGCCGAGAAGCGCAUCCUGCUGCACCGGUGCCCGGAGCUGCUCACCCUCACCCUCAAGAGGUACGCCGCCCACCCCCCCACCCACCCACCAACCACCCCCCUACAUACAAUACACAUCGACUGACUGACACCCACCGAUCCAUCCAUUCAUUCAGAUAUCCCAAUCUGCCGGUCAGGUUCGCCCCCCGUUGGCAGAUGACGUCAUGGAGCCGUCGGCACUUCACCAGCCACAAGAACGGCAAGGCCAUCCAGUUCCCCGCACACCUCGACCUCAAGGACUUCACCACCAACGAAGCCAGAGGAGAACCCCCAAAGCAGAGACGCACAGCCACCCAGCAGCCACAGCCACAACCACAGCCACAGCCACAGCCGCAGGCCAACCCAUCUUCGCCUGUGGCUGGGUCUGCGUCUGCCGUGGGCGGUGGUGCGGUGCCGUCCGGAGUGCGUUCGUCGCCCCACUGUCGGUACAACCUGUGGGCGAUGGUCUCUCAUCGGGGGUGGACGGCCAACUCGGGGCACUACGUGACGUAUGCCAAGGCCGCCAAUGGCAACUGGUACUGCUUCGACGAUGCCAAAGUCUAUCUGGUGAGCAAGGGAGAGGGGGGACAGGCACACACAUAUGGGUGAGGCAGGCCUUGUCGAGUUGUGUGUGAAUGGACCUUACGCAUGUACGUCUGUAUGUAUGUAUGUGUGUGUGUUGGCGUCAGGUGAGCGAGAGGACGGUGUUGAGUUGCAUGUGCGAGGCCUACAUCCUCUUCUACCAGCAGGAGGCGCCAUACCCACCAAAGGACAAGCAGCAGCAGGACCCGCAGCCAUCCCCACCACCAGCUGCUGACACCUCCCCCGCCGCGCCACAUGUCCCCUCCCCGCCCCCCGCCGCUACCCCCACUCCUCCCUCGUCGGCCAUGACCAUCGAUCUCACGGCUGACGACGAGGCGCCGCCAUGCACCAAGGGCGGGCAAGAGAAGGAGACGGAGGCGGCGAAGGAGGGCGACAAGGCCGCCGCCCCGCAGCCGCGAGAGGAGAAGAUGGCCGAGGCCACCGCUGAGGCGGCACCGUCUGUAGGGCAGAAGCGGAAGCUCGAUGAGGGUGGCGACACUGGAGGCGAGGAGGGGGAGGGAGAGGGGCUGGGCGCGCUGGAGCGAUCUGUUCGCCAGGCGCGCCUUAAUGGUGCCAAGGAGGCGGCUGCCGACCAGCUGGCGUUGGUGCCCUUUGGCAAGCUCGACGAGGGCGUGGGGGAGGCCAAGGAGGAGGAGAUGGGGGUCGCGCCGGGCAGGGAGAAAGGCAAGAAGAGUGUGGGUCGGCCGUGGGCCGACAUGAGCAUUGCGGAGAGGCGUCGGCGCUUCAACCAUCUGGCGAGCCGCCACGCGUCGCUGCUGAUGCCCACCACCACAUGCGGGCGCAAGAUGAGACGACAACUCAUACUCACGGUCAGACACACGGAUGGGCAGCACACGACUAGGUGGGCUUCAUAUUUGUCAUGUUUGUGUUAUCCUUUGGUGUGUGCAGAAUGCUCAUUUCCGUUGGGCGUGUCGGUUUCUGCGCAAGGUGCGUGGAGCCGAUCACGAUGCGGCGGCCACGUGCCGCGACCUGGGCCUCCUGGUGACUGAGCGAACUGAGGUAGGCACAGAGGCGGGGAGGGAGGGAGGGAGACACACGCACCACCAGAGCGACAGAUGACGGCUCUUAUAUAUGGUUGUUUGCUCAGGUGGCUGAGGGGCGGGGCUACCCCGCUGGUGCUGGUGCUAGUGGUAUUGAGGAUGCGGUUGGUCGACUGGCGGACGGCCAGCUGCCCAUAUGUGGCAAGACGGAGGCCAACGAGGAGGGGGAGGUCAAGGGCGACGCUGAGAUGGAUGUCAAGGCGGACCAUCAACACCACAAGAUGGAGGAGGAAAAGGAACACAAGUAGGCGACGCCACAACCACACGCCAUGACCAGCUGACGCACACCGGGAGUGUGUGUGCGUCUGUGUGUGUGUCAGGUUGGUUGAGGCGACGAGCCAGGAGAAGGAGUGUGUUUUGGCGCCCUUCUCCCCUGAGGCACGUCGACAACAGGUACCACCACAUACACCACCAGCUCAACACAGACACUGACACGCCGCAUCUGAUCGUCUCCCCUUGACCGCAUUCAGGCUCGUUCGCUCAUCCAGCAGUUCGGCACAGCCAACGGUAAAUGCACUCAGGCAGGCAGUCGGGCACGUGCUCUCUCCAUCUUCAUGUGUGUGUGCAGUGGAUACAUGGGAGGGUCUGCCUCCACCCUCCGACUAUGUGGCGGCCCAGGCGCAGCAGCAGCCACCCAUCCAGGAGCGGUCGCAGGAGGACAAGGAGUACGACAAAGGCAAACUCAAGAAGGACAAGAAGAACAAACACACCACCACACACAUCAAGACCGAUGCACACACAGACACAGGUCAGCCACAACACACAGAGAGACAAAGAGGCGCACCACGGGGGCAACGGUCGUGUGCACAUGUGUGUGUGUUGGUGUGCAGGUGACGGUUUGCCAGUGGUGGUCAACGCGUCCGCCUUCGAUGCCGUGCUCGAGGGCCGGAAGCACGGUGCCUUACACCACCACAACCACCACAAGCACCAUGGGCGCGAUUCACAGAAGCGUCGCGUCAAGAAGGACAACAAGUUUUUGAAGAAGGGCAAGGCGGGCGGGGGGUUUCAAUGAGUGAGUGACAAACAGCAAACGCCACACACACACUCUUGUGCUCAUCUGCUUUAGAG